AUUAAAUUGACAUGAUAAAGAUUAAAGAAUUAUUAACAAAUAUUUAAAUUUCUAAACAUAAAACAAAUAACAAUUUUUAUCAACUAUAAUACUAAUAAUAUACGUUAAUAAUUUAACUUUAAUAACUACGGUCUAGUUUAAAUUUUAUAUAUCAAAAUUCAAAAUAUAUUUUAAAUGGCUUCAAAAAAGGCUAUGAGUUUAGCAAAAGUGAAAGACGAAUUAGUCGAUGGCGUAUACAUCAGACCAUCAAAGAAAAAAAUCAUGACAUCUCAAAUUGUCACUAAUGAUGAGUUAACUAACUUGAUUCAAGAACGUUUGGCUAAUCGACGUACUGGUGAACGGACAGAAUUUGCUAAUCAAUUAGCUAGAAAACUAAUUAAAAAAUUACAUGAUCAAGAUGCAAAGCUUCGAAAAACUAAUGGUAAAAAAAGAGGUGGAUUGGUUAAUCAAAUUAAAGAUGAUAAAAGUGGUCACUUAAACAUGAAAAUACUAAAAGAGGAAGAUCUUUCUGAAUCUGAUUUAAUUGAUGAUUUUGAUGCAGAUAAUACUCCACCUCCUAAGAAGCGUGACCCACCUAAGAUGACCUGUAAAGAAAUGGCAAUGACAAUUAUAAAUUGCAAAAAAGUAUUAGAAGACAAAACAACAUUAGAUAAAAAAGUUGCAAAUAAAUUUACAUGUGCACUCAAGUCAAGAUUAGCUCAUAAAUUAAAAAAAAAACCAAAUGCUUCAAGUAAAUAAUUUAUUAUAGUAUAUUUGUAUGCCUAUCUUAUUUAUUUUGCUUACGGAGUUAGCAGAUAUCUAUAAAUAUCUGUUUAUUUAUACAUUGAGAUUUAAGAAUAUAAAUUUAUUUUAAAAUAACAAUCAUUAGUUUCUAAAAUACCAUAAACAUAAUUAGCCUAAAAAUAAAAAUGUCAUCCCACAUUGAGCUUUUUUGGAGUUGAAAAAUCAUUUUAUAGAAAAGCGUGAGUAUUUAUAUAUUUAAAUCCAGUUUUAGUUACCUACAACGGCUUUAAGGUAAAUAUGAUACUAAGUGUAAGAAAGUCUUUAGUUUACUAAAAAAUGUGUAUAUAUAUUUUAAUUGUACCAUAGGUUAGUAUCUAUUAAUGUUCAACAAUAUUAUCAUUACAUUCUAACUAUUUGCUAUUUACAUAGAUUGAAGUAAAUAACACUUUAGAUACACUACACCUAUACAAUUAUUUUUCACUCAUUAUUUUAAUUUUGAUUCUCCUCAAUAAUUGUGGUAGAAGGAAGUGGUAAAUAAGUAUUUACUUGUCUCCUACUUUCAUGCAUCACUACUGAGUUAAAUCCAAAUAUA
Rhopalosiphum padi (bird cherry-oat aphid) is the source of this 1315-nucleotide messenger RNA. RefSeq lists its product as uncharacterized. The record is from RefSeq and is a predicted model, not a curated record. The transcript is spliced from 6 exons. The coding region runs from base 175 to 738 and encodes 187 amino acids. NCBI's taxonomy places the organism in Eukaryota, Metazoa, Arthropoda, Insecta, Hemiptera, Aphididae.